Messenger RNA from Diceros bicornis minor, 1598 nucleotides. RefSeq names its product transmembrane protein 273 (gene TMEM273). The coding region runs from base 100 to 420 and encodes 106 amino acids. The record is from RefSeq and is a predicted model, not a curated record. The transcript has 6 exons. Lineage: Eukaryota; Metazoa; Chordata; Mammalia; Perissodactyla; Rhinocerotidae.
UCCUUCCCUGUCACGUGGGGCUUAGGUCCUGUCCCCUGAACCUUGGAUCACACAGCCCUCCGUGCCUGCUCUGCAAGGAGCCAGGAGCAAAGAGCCAGCAUGGACUUGGGAUCCAGCAUGCUGAGAGCCCUCCUCCUUCUCCUGGAUGUUGGAGGAGCACAAGUGCUGGCCACGGGCAAGUCUACGGGGGCCGAAACUGAAAUCAAAUACGCCAUCAUCGGGAUGGCGCUGGGCAUUGCCAUAUCCGUGGGUUUCCUGGCCCUGAAGAUCUGCAUGAUCAAGAAGCACAUGUUUGAUAAUGAAUCCACAGACCUAAGAAAUGUAAACCCGGACCCCAGUGACACCACCGCGCUAAAGAAGAGAGCCCCAAGGUUAAAUCUCAGUUUCUCUGAAAGAGAUGCACAACUCACUGAGCUCUAAGCAAGUGGCCUCUGCAGGAGGGGUUUGGCAGUCCGGAAAACUGCGCACACUUGCAGCCUUGGGGAUGUCUUGAAUUUGAGUGUCCAAAGCUGAUGAUAGACCUUCACAUGGAACUCAAUAUCCAGGGCAAAUAAGAGAAUGAACAGAAUCCACAGUACCUCUGUCCUGAAGGGAAAUAUCACUUUUCUUCUGCAAGAAGCUGACUGUAUAGAGGAAGGCAGAACACUUUAUCCAGCAAUGAGAAAGGAAGGAAGCCAAUAAAUCUUCACUGCCUAUCCUGGUCCACCAUGUCAGAGCCGUUCAUGCUUCUUUGAUGGCCUUGUGUCCAUGUCAAUGGUACCUACCCACAGCAAAUGGCUUAUGAAAUGAGAACCAACUCAAGACACAACCUCUUUAGCACCACCAUCUUAUCAACAGGUAAGCAGCAUUUUCUAGAACUAUUGGCCUCACUUUCUUAGCUGCCAGAAGAAUCCCCCUGUGAACAUUCAGGAGCCCUGAAACAUGGAGAGCAUGGGGCAGUCUCCAUUCCUGUAAAUGAAAGACUGACCUUCCAAAAGAAGAAAUGGCAGGCUGGGCUGGAGUGAGAGGUAAAGUUCUGAUGGCCAUGGAAUGAGCCUGUAGCUCUGCAGCUCUUCAAAUGAUGGAGCCAACAAAGGAUUAAAUGAGACAACAGAUGCCAUGCCUUAUAGAGAGUUGUAGAGAUGUAAGCAAUUAUUGUUAUGCUUAUAGAAUUAUUUUGUGGUUAUUAGUACAAUGUGCAUACCUUGUCAUGGAGGACACGACUGGUGGAGGCUUAGGAAACCCACAUCUUUUUAUUAUUGCCAUAAACCUAAGGUUCUGUGGCAUAAGGCCCAUUAACACUUCUUUCUCCUGUAAUAUUAACCCUGUAUUUCUGGGGCUGCGUUAUGGAAUACUCUUUGCCUUUCCAUUCAACAGAAAUCUGGGUGGUUGUAUGGACUGGUUCUCCUCGGAUUAGGUUACUCUCCUUCUGUGUGAUGAAAGAUGAGCUAUCUUUCAAAAUAAAGUGCUGUGCUAUAAUAAUUUGCCUGGAUACCCAGGACAUCUUUUAUCUGACUUGAUAACAAUGCAGUUCAUUAGCAGACUUUGCUAACUGAUAACCUAAAGCAGUAACGCAAUACUCAUAAGCAAUUUUCUGUGUGUAAGAUAGAAUAAACCAU